CUAACCGCGCAUGCGCGGCUCCGGGAGCGCGAUCGGCGGUACGCUGUGUACCUCGGACACAGCGAAUCACCAAUCCACAGAAAGAGCCGAAGAUGUUGGCUCGGUCAUGUGAUCAGCUGUGUCCAAUCACAUCUGAUCACAUCAGUGCCACCUGUCAGUGUCCAUCAGUUCCAGCUCUCAGUGCUCAUCCAUGCCACCUGCCAGUGCCCAUCAGUGCCACAUUUCAGUGCCCUUCAGUGCCACAUCAAUGCCACAUAUCAGUGCCCAUCUGAGCUGCCUUUCAGUGUCACCCAUCAGUGCCAGUCAGUGCCACCUAUCAAUGCCAGUCAGUGGCACCUAUCAGUGCUGCCAAUCAGUGCCACCUAUCAGUGCCAGUCAGUGCCACCUAUCAGUGUGUAUCAGUGCCGCCUAUCAGUGUGUAUCAGUGCCGCCUAUCAGUGCCCGUCAGUG
This is a messenger RNA of Staurois parvus, 450 nucleotides long. The record is from the annotation of a GenBank genome assembly. Lineage: Eukaryota; Metazoa; Chordata; Amphibia; Anura; Ranidae.